Molecule: messenger RNA, 1575 nt
Organism: Rosa chinensis
Lineage: Eukaryota; Viridiplantae; Streptophyta; Magnoliopsida; Rosales; Rosaceae
Product: 6-hydroxynicotinate 3-monooxygenase
Exons: 3
Coding region: 125-1387 (420 amino acids)
Molecular function (GO): FAD binding
Source: RefSeq, a predicted model, not a curated record
UUUCCCCUGAUUAUCGUAUUUGUCUUGCUCUUUUCUUUCUGGUCACAUUGUCCUUUAGUUGCUAGCAAAAACAUUAACAAAGACAAACCAGAGAGGACUCUCUAGUCUGUCUCAAGGAAGAGAGAUGACUCUGGAAAAGAAGCCCAAGGCAGUAAUAGUAGGAGGGAGCAUAGCAGGGGUAUCAUGCGCACACACGCUCAUAUUAGCAGGGUGGGAUGUUGUGGUGCUUGAGAAAUCAUGUCAAGUCCCAACUGGAAGCCCAACUGGUGCAGGACUAGGACUUGACCCUCUCUCCCUGCAACUCAUUCAGUCUUGGAUCAAAGACCCUGAGCUUCUCAACAGGACCACCUUGCCCCUCACAAUUGAUCAGAAUGAUGCUGUGGAUGGUGAGAAGAAGGUUAAGUGGACAGUAACCAGAGAUGAGAAGUUUAACUGCAGAGCAGCACAUUGGGCUGACCUACAUGCUCUUUUAUAUCAUGCUUUGCCACCUAACUUGUUUCUUUGGGGUCACCAUUUCCAAUCUUUCUCCAUUUCUAGUGACAAGAGAUCAGUUCAAGUGAAGGCUUUAUCCCUUCAAAGUAACGAGAUCAUUGAAAUCGUUGGGGAUUUGCUUGUUGCGGCAGAUGGGUGUCUCUCUAAAAUCCGCCAAAGCUUUGUGCCUGAUCAUAAGCUGAGGUAUUCAGGUUAUUGUGCAUGGAGAGGGGUUCUUGAUUUUUCAGGAAAUGAGAAUUCCGAAACCAUAAUGGGGAUCCGAACGGCAUACCCUGAACUCGGGAAAUGCUUGUACUUCGGCUUAGGUUCUGGGACUCACACUGUGCUAUACGAGCUUCUAAACAAUAGGCUGAAUUGGAUUUGGUAUGUCCAUCAACCAGAGCCUGAUCUGAAGGGUAAUUCAAUGACCACGAAGGCAAGCAGCGACGUGAUCCAGGCAAUGCACAAAGAAGCAGAGAAGAUGUGGCUUCCUGAGUUCGUGGGAGUCAUCAAAGAAACGAGCCACCCUUUCAUCAAUGCCAUAUAUGACAGUGAACCCUUGGAUCAAAUCUAUUGGGACAAUGUGGUAUUGGUUGGAGAUGCAGCUCACCCCACAACUCCUCAUGCAGUAAGAAGCACAAACAUGUCGGUCUUGGAUGCUGCGGUGUUAGGCCAGUGCCUGAAGAAGUGGGGUGCAGAAAACUUGCAAUCAGCUCUUGAAGAAUAUCAGUCCAUUCGGUUACCAGUCGUAACGAAGCAAGUCCUUCAUGCAAGGAGAAUGGGGAGGAUUAAACAAGGUCUAGUUCUUCCUGACCGACAGUCUUUUGACCCCAAGAAGGCUGAUCGAGAGGAGUGCCAAGAGCUUCAACAGAAACUCAUGCCUUUUUUCUCUGACGUUCCUUCCAUUUUAGUGUGAUUUGAAUAUUAUGACCCGGGGAAUCGUCAAGACAGAUUUCAUUCCACUUCUGAUGCCAAUUAAGGGCUUCAACCGAAGAAUGGCAUCUGCUCCUGAUUUUCUCCGAUGUUCUCACCUUUUAUAUUCAAAAUGAUUUGAUGCAGCCAAUAAGGCAUGAUCUCUAUAUGAGCAGUGUAUCACUUUCGCCA